Messenger RNA from Hyaena hyaena (striped hyena), 848 nucleotides. Its product is annotated as interleukin-20-like. Bases 62 to 616 code for a protein of 184 amino acids. NCBI's taxonomy places the organism in Eukaryota, Metazoa, Chordata, Mammalia, Carnivora, Hyaenidae. The record is from RefSeq and is a predicted model, not a curated record. The transcript has 6 exons.
CUUGGCUUGAGACCGACUCCUAGGAUACCAGGAGCAGCAGCCUUUCCUGAACUCAGCUCCUAUGGUCUUCAGAUUCUGGCACAAGAUGAAAGCGUCUGGUCUUCCCAUCUGCCUUCUCUCUGCUGUGUUUUAUCUCUUCUGGACACCUUCUGCUGGGCUGAAGACACUGCACUUGGGAAGUUGUGUGAUCACCACAAACCUUCAGGAAAUGCGAAACGGGUUUUCUGAGAUACGGGACAGUGUGCAAGCCAAAGAUGAAAUCAUUGACAUCAGAAUUUUGAGGAAGACUGAGUCUUUGCAAGACACAAAGCCUGCAGAUCAGUGCUGCCUCCUCCGCCAUGUACUGAGACUCUACCUGGACAGGGUAUUCAAAAACUAUCAGACUCCUGACCACCAUAUCCUCCGGAAGACCAGCAGUCUUGCCAACUCUUUUCUGACCAUCAAGAAGGACCUUCGGCUCUGUCAUGCGCAUAUGACAUGCCCUUGUGGGGAGGAAGCAACGGAGAAAUACAGCCAGAUUCUGAGUCACUUCGAAGAGCUUACGCCUCAGGCAGCAGUGGAGAAGGCUUUGGGAGAGCUGGACAUUCUCCUGCAAUGGAUGGAGGAGAUGGACUAGGAAGACAGUGAUGACCCCACUGGCGGUAGUGCUGGCCAAGAGUCCCAGUCCUCAGUACCCGUGAAGGCCUGACCCCAAAGCACCACCUCACUGCUACACAAUUUAGUGCUGGUCGCUGUGUAUAUUAUUUAUUUAUUUAUUAUUUACUUCCUUAUUGUGAUUGUCCCCAUGAGUUCCCACCCUUAAUCUAGACCAUGGUUUUAUAAGAUUUUGCUAAUAUCUUUUCCACUGU